AUGGGUGCAACUUGUUGUAAGUCAAAUUUACUGACAUAAGAUGGUAAAAUUUGUGAAUAAGAUUUAUUUUAGAACUAUCUGUCCAAUCCGCUGCUUUUGGUGAAAAUGACCAACUUUCCUCUAAAAGAGUAGUUAAAUAAACAACUUCUAACAAACGUCAAGCAUAUACACCAGCUUAAACUUUUGGUUUAGGAUUAAAAUAAAAUGUGUCUGAUGAUAAAAAAGAAAUAUAUGAAGAAACAAAGAAGGUUUCAAUGAAAGUAUCAAAAGAGUUAGAAUAAUUGUUGGAAAGAUAAAAUUCAGAUACAGACAGAAAGAAGAUAUUAGAAUAAUAAUCUGCAUAAAGUAUGAUCAUUAGAGAUUAAAUUAGAAAAGGAGCAUAAAUUAAAAGUAAACAUUGACAUUUUUGUAUAAUUGAAAAAGGGUUAAAUAUCUGAUCAUUAUAUUACAGGAUAAGUUUUAGGAGAAGGAGCAUUUGGAAAAGUAUGGAAAGUUAUACAUAAGAAAACUAAAUUGGAAAGAGCAAUGAAGCAACUUAAAAAAAGCUCUAUUUUAAAAGAAGAUAAAGAGAAAUUAUUUUCAGAAAUGAAUAUAUUAAAGAACUUAGACCAUCCUAAUAUUGUAAAAUUGUAUGAAUUAUUCGAAGAUGAUAAAAAUUACUAUUUGGUUACCGAGUAAGUACUAAAUUGAUUGAGGAUAGGUUUUGUUCUGGUGGAGAAUUAUUUGAUCGUAUUAAGAGUAUGAGCUUUUAUAGUGAAAAAAAGGCAGCAGAAUUAAUGAGAUAAAUCCUAAGUGCUGUUUGGUAUUGUCAUAAUCAAAAAAUUGUACAUAGAGAUUUAAAACCAGAAAAUUUAUUAUUUGUAUCAGAUUCAGCUGAUGCUGAUUUAAAAGUUAUAGAUUUUGGAACAUCUCGCAAAUUUGAAUCAGGUAAAAGAAUGACAAAAAGGUUGGGAACUCCAUAUUAUAUUGCCCCUGAAGUUUUGUUAGAGAAUUAUAAUGAAAAAUGUGAUAUUUGGUCCUGUGGAGUCAUUCUAUAUAUUUUGUUAUGUGGUUAUCCACCAUUUUCUGGUAGAAGUGAAUCAGAUAUUUUGAAAAGAGUUUAAGCAGCAUAAUUAAAAUUUGAUCCUGAAGAUUGGGUUCAUAUUAGUGAGGAUGCUCAAAAUCUUAUUAAAAAUAUGUUAAAUCCAAAUCCUUCCAAAAGAUUAAGUGCUGAAGAAGCAUUUAAUGAUAAAUGGAUUUAAAAUAAUACAGUUUCAAAUUAAAUUAAUUAGAAAGCCUUAUAAAACUUACAGUAAUUUCAUGCAAAGAGCAAAUUUAAAUAAGCAGUAUUGACUUUUAUGGCCACUUAAGUUAUAACACAAUAGGAAUAGGAUGAAUUGAAUAAAACUUUUUAGGCAAUAGACAAGAAUGGAGAUGGGAAACUUUCAAGAUAAGAAUUAAUUGAUGGUUAUACAUCAGUAACUAAUAAUAAAGAAUUAGCAAUUCAAUAAGUAGAUGGAAUAAUGGAACUAGUUGAUAUUAAUAGAUCUGGAGAAGUAGAUUUUACAGGUAAUUAUUAAUUGGAAUUUAUAUAUUAGAAUUUCUAAUAGCUGCAAUGAAUUAAGAGAAGUUUCUUUCAGUUCAUAAAAUGGAAUAAGCAUUUAAAAUAAUAGAUUUAGAUGGGGAUAAUUAUAUUUCUAAAGCAGAAUUAUAAAAUGUUAUGGGGGAUGUUGAUGAUGAGGUAUUUAGAUGUAUUUUAAAGAGAUUUGGAUUCAAAUAUUAAAGGAAUGUGAUAGUGAUAAUGAUGGUAAAAUAUCAUUAGAAGAAUUUUCAUCUUUAUUGCAAUCUAAAGUUUUAUGA
Messenger RNA from Paramecium pentaurelia, 1839 nucleotides. NCBI's taxonomy places the organism in Eukaryota, Ciliophora, Oligohymenophorea, Peniculida, Parameciidae. The record is from the annotation of a GenBank genome assembly.